AGGCUGCCUCACUUCCCUGUGAGGAUCCUUGAUUGUUAAUCUUGAGUACAUGCUCCCCUCCCUUGCAAGUCCGGGAUUAUGGGUAGACAUUCAGGCCAGUGCAUGGUGGGGUCAGGCCAGUCCUCUCUACUUGAGCAACAGCAGACCUUACCCACCUGGAGCUCAUUUCUCAUGAUGGGGAGGCCAGAGAGUCACUGCCCCCUUGGUCCAAAUGUGAGGUGAAAGCCAGGCUAAUGCCUGCGACGAUCUGCCCCAAAAGGCACAGAAUAGUUGAGAUGGGAGAACGGAGAGAGCAAGGGGCAGGAGCAGCGUUGAGCCUUGAAGUUGCCACACAGAGUGCUCCCCAUCACAUCCCUCCCAUGGAGGCAUUCAAGCACUGGCUGUGUGCUUUCAAGAACCAAAUCCUACCCAGGGCAAACAGACUGCAGUCUGUGGAAUGCUCCUGCUCUGAAACACAGCAAACCUCUGACAGACAGACCUCCUCGGUGUGCCUGAUUCCUUAUGACAAACUUUAAAAGGGAGCUGCGUGACUAAAGGCUUCUCAGGGUUGUGAGCAUCAAAUUAUGCACACCCUCUGCUCUGCUUUGUGUGAAUAAAAAGGUGCAGAAACAUUAAUGGAGGUACUAUGAACCUAGCAGUUUCACAUACCCCACCCAAUAGUCACGGUUAAAAUUCUGUGGUUAGGCGUUAUGGCUGUUUCAGAGGAGAUGGUGGGGGUGGGGGAGCUUGCUCAGGUCAAGUCACUCCAGACUAGAGGAUAAUUAGAAUCCCAGCUGGUCCCUAGAGGCUUAGUUAUUUCCACUGGAAACUAGAAACAUCUCCCCACUCCCUUGCCUUCACUGGGCCAAUCCUACUCUUCAUUAAAAAAUAUUUAUUAACUUUUUAUGAGUGUAUUGCCUGCACGUAUUGCCUGCACAACCCAUGUUGUGCAAUGCCCACGGAAGACAGAAGAGGGCGUCAGAACUGUGUUAGGGAUGUUUGUUAGUUGAGAUGCGGAUGCGCUUAACCACUGAGCCAUCUCUCCAGCCCCCUUACUCAUUUUAAAAGUCCUCCUUUAGCAAUCCAUUCCCUGACUGUCCUCCAACUGGGUUUAUCAUCCCUCUGUGAGCUCCCCUAAUUCUCCCUUCUCCCAAAGGACACCUGCCCACACUCUGAGCUCUGGGAAGGUGGGGUUUAUGACUGUCUUGCUAUCUGCCUGGCACAGAAAAGACUAUAGAGACACUGUUUAAUUAAUGCAUGCACUUGACCUUGAACAAGUAGUGAGCACCUAGGAUAAUAAUGACGCUGUGCCACGGAGGGUGGGCAAAUAUUAAGUAGAACAGAGUUUGGUCAAGGUAAAGUAACUGUAGGAGAUCUGAAGGAGACAGGGUGAGGACGGGGAGGUAAAGAGACUGUACAGUACACACACACACACACAGGGGUAGCACACUGAGGUCUGGGGAGCCUGAAUCUUUUAACCAAAGACUAUACAGCUUAUACAAUGGGAGCCUCCCUAUACAGUGAAUUGUCCAGCAACUUUCCUGCAGUCCUCUUUCAGAAUUUGGGGGUAAAUGCUCCCUAUUGUCGAUAGCUACGUGACAGUAUCCUAACUGGAGUACCUCAAUACUUUAUAGUCUAGACUUGUAUUAAUCGUUCCUUUUGGGGAACUCUCCUCAAAUUACCCUUUUUGAGCCUGAUAAGAAAAAGCUUAGUGAAGUCAGAACAGGUAAGAGCAAUAUGGCUGAAGUAGGUACUGGACGGGAAGCUCGUGCACAGACGGUGGUCUGGAUCAUCGCCAUCAGUAGUCUUCUAGGUGAGGCGGAGGGAAGGAACUUGUAACAGAUGAACCUAAGUAUGUCCGUUCGGCUGGCACCGGCAUGCUGAUGGAAGGGCUUAAACAGACGCGCGCGCAGGAGCCAGGAGGAUGCCCGGCCAGGCGGAAGCCCGACGCUCUCUGUGUUCUCUCUGCGCAGGAUGCGGGAGGCCGCAGGGCCCGACGAGUCGGAGCCGGUCUGCGAGGCUCCGUGCGCCGCGGCAUGCCACGCGCAGCGCGUGCUGCAGACGCUCAACGCGUACCGGCGGAGCGGCACCCUCACCGACGUGGUGCUGCGCGCCGGCGGCCGCGACUUUCCCUGUCACCGAGCGGCGCUCAGCGCAGCCAGCGUCCACUUCCGCGGCCUGUUCACGGCCGGCCGUGCGGAGCGUAUCCCGGCUGUGGUCCCCGUGGGUCCUGACACACCCGGGGCGGCAGCGGCGCUGGCCGUGGUGCUCGACUACGUGUACGGCGCGGGGGUACGGCUGCGCGCGGAGGACGAGGCGGCCGCGGUGCUGGCGCUGGCUGAGCGGCUGGGCGUGGCGGGGCUACGCGGCGCAUGCGCGCGCUUCCUGGAGGGUCGCCUGCGCGUGGCCAACAGCCUGGCGCUGCGCCGCGUGGCCGCUACCUUCUCGCUGUUCCCGCUGGCCGAGCGCUGCGGCCACGUGCUGCGCCAGGCCUUCGCCGAGGUGGCGCGCCACGCCGACUUCCUGGAGCUCGCGCCCGACGAGGUGGUGGCGCUGCUGGCGGACCCUGCGCUGGGCGUGGCGCGCGAGGAGCCGGUGUUCGAGGCGGUUAUGCGCUGGGUGCGCCACGACGCGCCGGCCCGCCGCGGGCAGCUGCGGCGGCUGCUGGAGCACGUGCGUCUGCCGCUGCUGGCGCCCGCCUACUUCCUGCAGAAGGUGGAGUCCGACGAGCUGCUGCAGGCCUGCGGGGACUGCCGCCCGCUGCUGCUUGAGGCCCGCGCCUGCUUCAUCCUGGGCCGGGAAGCCGGCGCGCUGCGGGCCCGGCCGCGGAGAUUCAUGGACCUUGCUGAAGUGAUCGUGGUCAUUGGCGGCUGUGACCGCAAGGGGCUCCUGAAGCUGCCUUUUGCUGAUGCUUACCACCCAGAGAGCCAGCGUUGGACCCCACUGCCCAGCCUGCCUGGCUACACCCGCUCAGAGUUUGCCACCUGUGUGCUUCGAAAUGACAUCUACGUUUCGGGAGGCCAUAUCAACAGCCGUGAUGUGUGGAUGUUUAGCUCCCAUCUGCACACCUGGAUCAAGGUUGCUUCGAUGCACAAGGGCAGAUGGAGGCACAAGAUGGCAGCCCUGCAGGGGCAGCUGUUCACCGUGGGUGGCUUCGAUGGUCUGCAGCGCCUGCACAGCGUGGAACGCUACGACCCAUUUUCCAACACCUGGGCGGCUGUGGCGCCCCUGCCCGAGGCGGUGCAGUGCUUUGACCCCAAGGAGGACCAGUGGAGCCUGCGGUCACCAGCGCCCUUCUCACAGCGGUGUCUUGAGGCUGUCUCUCUGGAAGACACCAUCUAUGUAGUGGGGGGCCUCAUGAGCAAAAUCUUUACCUAUGAUCCUGGCACAGACAUCUGGGGAGAGGCAGCUGACCUGCCCACCCCUGUGGAGAGCUGUGGUGUGACAGCGUGUGACGGGAAGGUCUACAUCCUUGGCGGGCGGGAUGAUCAUGGAGAAAGCAUCAAUAGUGUCUUCACCUUUGACCCUAGCAGUGGGCAGGUGGAGACCCAGCCAUCCCUACAGCGUUGCACCAGCUCCCAUGGCUGUGUCACCAUCAUCCAGAGUUUGAGGUGACUCAGACUGGGACAGCCUGAGCCAAGAGAACUCAAGCACAGCAUUUGCCCCACCUCUUGGCAUCUCCAUGUGAAUAGCCCCUUAACUUAUUGUUCCUUUUCUUACAGAAAUAAACUCUUUUUCAAAAGUUGGGUCUGUGUUCCAGCUCCAGCCUGCUUUGCACAAAGUCAUCUCCAGCAUCUCUUGCUUCACUGUUUACAAGCACUCCUGUCCCACUGUAGGCUACAUGAGUAUCAGAAAUGAACUGUUCAUUUCUGGAGAUUAGGGCCUCCA
Molecule: messenger RNA, 3867 nt
Organism: Nannospalax galili (Upper Galilee mountains blind mole rat)
Lineage: Eukaryota; Metazoa; Chordata; Mammalia; Rodentia; Spalacidae
Gene: Klhl35
Product: kelch like family member 35
Exons: 6
Coding region: 1954-3594 (546 amino acids)
Molecular function (GO): protein binding
Source: RefSeq, a predicted model, not a curated record